Messenger RNA from Chlamydomonas reinhardtii, 1592 nucleotides. RefSeq lists its product as uncharacterized. The transcript has 4 exons. Lineage: Eukaryota; Viridiplantae; Chlorophyta; Chlorophyceae; Chlamydomonadales; Chlamydomonadaceae. The record is from RefSeq and is a predicted model, not a curated record. Bases 88 to 402 code for a protein of 104 amino acids.
UCCGAAGAGCUAAGUGCCUGCCGGUUGACCCUUUGUAUACAAAACACUAUUAUUACAGGCGGCGCGAAUACAAAUCAAUUGGAGACAAUGCAGACGGCCUUCCGUGGGCAGACCGCCUGUGCUCUCCGCACCGUGCUGCGCCCAUCGCCACUUGCGGGCAGCCUCGCGCGGCCCGUGGCGCGGCCUCUACGCGUGGAAAGCAAAAAGGGUGAUAACCGAGGCAAGGCAGUCGCAAAGGAGAACCUGCCCACAAAGGUGUGCGCCACGUGUGGCCUGCCCUUCACCUGGCGCAAGAAGUGGGAGAAGGUGUGGGACGAGGUCAGGUACUGCUCGGACCGCUGCCGCGGCAACCGCGGCAAGUCGGCUGCUGCUGCGGGCGCGCCUGGAUCGGAUUCAGAUUGACAUCUGGAUUGACCGGGCUGCAGCUGAGGUGGCGGCGGGCGCGCGGGACGCGCCUGCACACCACCCGGUGCUUGAGGGUCGCGAUGGGGUGGGACUGACCGGGCACGUGAAUGGUGGUGAUUGUGGCGGGAGGGAUGGAUCAAGAAAUGGACAGGAAAACCGAGACUGAUAUGUAGAAGACAUGAUGGCAGGGGAAAAGAUAAUGGAGUGGAGCGGCUCCUGUGUGGCUCAUACGCGCUAUACUUAGUAUCCCGGCAAGUGGACGUGCUUACUGCCAAGCAUGAGUGACGGAGAGCAGAUGCGGUGAGCAAUGACCAUGUCUGACGAACGAACGCAUACAGACUCGCACGGGUUGCGUAAACGGUUGGUUCAGUGGUGCUGAGGGACAAGCUGGACCGGCGGUAGUGCCUCCCGACUGACUGACACAGUGACCUGUGAGCCAGCGUAAGCGAUCAGCGUUGAGGGAUGCCGUAGGGAUGCACCGAGAGCUGGACGCAACCAAGCCACAGACUGGCGUCCGUAGACGAUCCGUGCAUACGGGACCUCUUUUGAUGACCUUUUGUGGACCGCUGUUGAGGGCUUGAUGCUGUCGGUUACGCCGGACUGGGGUGGCGCGGCCCCGGCGUGAAGAAAGAUGUUGCCAGGCGGUAUGCAGUCAGGUGCACUGCCUAAAUACCGUAUUCGGGGAUGCGAAGGGCUCCACAGACAUUCCCGUAUGGAGGUUGUGCAUAGGGCUUUAUUAUGGGUAGUUUAAGAGCCGGAAGCGUGCAUGAAGGCUUGAAGGAGAGGGAGGUGGAGCGGCCAUCUGCGGCUAAGGGCAGCGUUGGCCGAUGUGUCUGGAGGGCGGUAGCAAGGCUGUGAUGCAGGUGAGUAUGCUGCAUUAUAGCUAAUUGUAUGCGCUGAUGUUGGGCGGUUGGGCUGGGGGCAUCGUUGAUGGUGUGCAGGGACACGCGGGCCCGCUACUCGAUGGUGCGCCCCGUGGUUGUCGCCUGUGGGAGGCGGGGGAAGCUGCCUUGGUGAAGUAUGGCAGGCCGGCGCGUUUCAUGGCCUGUCGAGUCGUUAGCCGGGCUGGUUGCCCAUGCAUAUUUUCCAACGCCUCGGGCGGUCGGGGGGCUGGUUAAGGUAAAAGUUGUUGCAGACCGUUCGAGAGCCAUGUCGCCGCUUGCAAUUUCUGUCCCAAACAAGCGUUU